Messenger RNA from Varanus komodoensis (Komodo dragon), 9861 nucleotides. RefSeq names its product protein kinase C alpha (gene PRKCA). Gene Ontology annotation, molecular function: diacylglycerol-dependent serine/threonine kinase activity; ATP binding; zinc ion binding. The record is from RefSeq and is a predicted model, not a curated record. The transcript is spliced from 18 exons. Bases 1 to 2049 code for a protein of 682 amino acids. NCBI's taxonomy places the organism in Eukaryota, Metazoa, Chordata, Lepidosauria, Squamata, Varanidae. Gene Ontology annotation, biological process: protein phosphorylation.
AUGGCCGACGUCUUCCCAGCCCCGGAGCCCGGCUCGGGUCCCGACGCGGCGCGCCGCUUCGCCCGCAAAGGGGCCCUCCGGCAGAAGAACGUGCACGAGGUGAGGGACCACAAAUUCAUCGCGCGCUUCUUCAAGCAGCCCACCUUCUGCAGCCACUGCACCGACUUCAUCUGGGGGUUCGGGAAACAAGGAUUUCAGUGCCAAGUUUGCUGCUUUGUGGUCCACAAGAGGUGCCAUGAAUUUGUUACCUUUUCUUGUCCUGGGGCAGACAAGGGGCCUGACACUGAUGAUCCCAGAAGCAAGCACAAGUUCAAAAUCCACACAUAUGGAAGCCCAACAUUUUGUGACCAUUGUGGGUCAUUGCUUUAUGGACUUCUGCACCAGGGGAUGAAAUGUGACACCUGCGAUAUGAAUGUUCACAAACAAUGUGUAAUAAAUGUCCCAAGUCUUUGUGGAAUGGAUCACACAGAAAAAAGAGGGAGGAUCUAUUUGAAGGCUGAAGUGAAUGGGGACAAGCUGGAAGUCACAGUGCGAGAGGCAAGAAAUCUAAUUCCUAUGGAUCCAAAUGGACUUUCAGAUCCUUAUGUGAAGCUGAAACUUAUUCCAGAUCCUAAGAAUGAAAGUAAACAAAAAACAAAAACCAUCCGUUCCACCCUUAAUCCACAUUGGAAUGAGACAUUCACAUUUAAAUUAAAGCCUACAGACAAAGACAGAAGGUUAUCUGUAGAAGUCUGGGAUUGGGAUCGAACAACUAGGAAUGAUUUCAUGGGGUCGCUUUCUUUUGGGGUCUCAGAACUCAUGAAAUCACCAGCAUGUGGAUGGUACAAGCUCCUCAGUGAAGAAGAAGGCGAGUAUUACAAUGUUCCAAUACCAGAAGCUGAUGAUGAUGGAAAUGCAGAACUGAGACAAAAGUUUGAGGGUAAAAGAAAGGUCCAAGAUAAGAAAGCCAAACUUGGACCUUCAGCUAACAAAGUCAUAUCACCAGUCGAAGACCAAAGCAGUCAUUUGCCAUCCAAUAAUCUUGAUCGGGUUAAGCUGACCGAUUUCAACUUUCUCAUGGUCCUUGGAAAAGGGAGCUUUGGGAAGGUGAUGCUGGCAGAACGGAAGGGAACAGAAGAACUGUAUGCCGUCAAAAUACUGAAAAAAGAUGUGGUGAUUCAGGAUGAUGAUGUAGAGUGUACCAUGGUUGAAAAGAGAGUCUUAGCCUUGCAGGAUAAGCCCCCUUUCCUAACAAUGCUUCAUUCUUGCUUCCAAACUGUGGAUCGCCUGUACUUCGUCAUGGAAUAUGUGAAUGGUGGUGACCUCAUGUACCAUAUCCAGCAAGUAGGAAAAUUUAAGGAGCCCCAGGCAGUAUUCUACGCAGCAGAGAUCUCUGUGGGACUUUUCUUUCUCCAUAAAAAAGGAAUAGUUUAUCGGGAUCUGAAAUUAGAUAAUGUAAUGUUGGAUCAUGAAGGACACAUCAAAAUUGCAGAUUUUGGGAUGUGCAAGGAAAAUAUGAAUGAAGGAGUACUGACAAGGACAUUCUGUGGGACGCCAGAUUACAUUGCACCUGAGAUCAUUGCUUAUCAGCCAUAUGCAAAGUCAGUGGACUGGUGGGCCUAUGGGGUACUGCUAUAUGAGAUGCUAGCUGGACAGCCUCCAUUUGAUGGUGAAGAUGAAGAUGAGCUCUUUCAGUCGAUAAUGGAACAUAAUGUUUCUUAUCCAAAAGCAAUGUCCAAAGAGGCUGUGUCCAUUUGCAAGGGGUUAAUGACUAAGCACCCUGCAAAACGUCUUGGCUGUGGGCCUGAAGGGGAGAGAGACAUCAGGGAGCAUGCCUUCUUUAGAAGAAUUGACUGGGAGAGACUAGAAGGCAGAGAGAUACAGCCUCCGUUCAAGCCUAAAGUGUGUGGCAAGGGUGCUGAAAACUUUGACAAGUUCUUUACCAGAGGACAGCCAGUGUUAACGCCGCCUGAUCAGCUGGUCAUUUCUAACAUAGACCAAACAGAUUUUGAAGGGUUCUCCUAUGUCAACCCACAGUUUAUACAUCCGAUGUUGCAGAACGUAGUAUGAAAAUGAUAGACACAAAAAUCACUCAGUGAAAAUGGUCCUUAACCCUGGAGUUUUUAGACCUUUGCCUUGUUGAUUCCAUUUGGGUCUGAAAAUUGUAGGGGUAAGAAGUAAGGAAAACUAUUGAGGUUUACAAUAAGGAAUGUGGUCUUAGCAGAUCACCACAUAGUACCCCAUGUAUUCAUCUAGGAAUCACUGCUGCUUUUAGGUUACUCUUAUGAAGCUAGCCUUUGUCGUUUUUAUAACUUCUAUUGUAUCCCUUUGUAGCCUGUACAUCUCAAAUCUUCUUCAAGGGUUGAUAGCAAAUGUAAGAGUAUCAUGUAGGCUUUGGAAAAAAUCCUUAGUCAUAAAAAACAACAUUAAGUGGCUAUGAAAUGUUGCAUGCACAGCCAUGUGGGACCAGCCUUCUCAUUGGUCUGCCUGGUGUCACAUGAUAGGAUGAAUGAUUGGAUAAUAACAGGCCUGAAAAUGUAUAUUGAUUGGAAAGGAGUGAAUGUAGGAACAGAGGAAGUUCAAGUUGAGCAGGUACAUAUUCAAACAAAUAAUGAACAAAACAGGUCCAUAAGGUCUUUCAAAAUCAGUUGAUCAAAAUGGAGGCACAUGUAUAAAGGUUUGGUUAGGAAAUGGGAAAGCUAGACAGGUAGGGUUAAUACUAACUAGAACUUCUGGUGGACUAGCUUAAAGGUAAACUGCAUAAUACUGAUACAUGUAUUAAUUUUAAUCUCCAUGAGAUUAUACUGUAAUCCAGGGUGCCAUUUUACUGCUUAAUUUAUGCCACUACUCAAGUUUAUCAUUAUGCCAAUUCUAAUGCUUUAUUCUAAAAUGUUUCUUUCUUUGACUCUGAAAAAAAUCUGCAAGCCCCAAGUCCUCAAUUUUUACUUAUUUAUUUAGUAAACUGCAUGAUAGAUUUAAGGUAUGGAAAGUAUUUGUACAGUAAAUUAAUAAAAAUGCAGAGUUCAGAGUCAUUCCCCUCUUUUCCCAAGAUACUUAAGAAGUGUUUUUUUAAAGAAAUAUAUAUAGCAUUUAACUUUGGUUUAAGAGACCUGGAACCACAGAAAACUUAGUGAGAAUUAAACAGCAACUUGAAGAUGUGUUCUUCAGCUGCAGUUGUCUUGGUUGAAGUUGCUGAAUAUGCAUCAUGCAAUGAAUUUUGCAUGUUUAUUAAUAAUAAUAAGCAUUAAGUGAAUCUAUAUUAUGGAUAAUAUAUCAGGUAUGAAGAUAAUGAUAUACAUUUUUAUAAGGCACAGCUGUGCUAUUUGUGAAGAUUCUUGUUCCGGAUGACCUUUGAUUUAGAUUUAGCUUAAUGUUUUAUUAUUACUAUUCUUUUGUUUUUGUUUGGGUUUCUUUUAAGUUCUCAAUAUUGAUAGUUUAGGGAAAUCUAUGCUUUAUUCUUAUGUAGGUUUACUGUUAAAUGUAAUGGCUACCUGCAGGCUUUCUACAACACUUUGACCACGGUCAAAAGCUGUGUGCACCACUUUUGCACUGUUAAAAGCUCCCCCCACAACCCCGAAACUGUGAGUGUUGGGUAUCUUACCUACCCCCAGGGCUUCCCUUUCUUGCACCAAAUCCCCAUAUCACCUUUUGGCCCUAGGCAGUUGGAAGGGCAGUUUGAGGGCUUUGUCUUGCAAGGAAGCAACUGGCUCUCUGCUCAGACCAAGUAAGGCUGGAAAGGUAUGGCUUUCAAGCAUGGCUUGAAAGGCAGACGAGGUGAGUGGUUGCUACCCAUCCCUUAAUUUAAAAAAAUAAGAAGGAUAGGUCAAAACUAUAAUUAACAGAGGUUUCCCUGUAGAGUUCCAGGCUUCUUAUUUUGAAUUGUUUGUCUUCCCCUUCCCCCUUUCACUUUUUCCCUAGAAGGUGCUGAUUUUUAAGAUCAGUAAAUACGUAUUUCCUUUUUUGGCAUGGAAGGUGGUACCCUCUUCCCCUUUAAUGUUUCCCUUCUUAAUAUUCGUAAACGUAGAUGCUGAAUGUCUGCAUGUCAGUGUCAGGAUCUUGCUGUACAGAGGGCCCUCUGCCUGCCAUUUCUGCUGCAUGGAGAGUGCAAUCUCAGAGUGAAAUAAAUCGCCACGAAUGGGGUUCCUCAUUUUAUUAAAAGAUUACUUUUACAGUACAGUUUUCAACUGUGCCAAAAAAGAUCGUCAGUCGCCCAUUACAAGCUCUUGAGACUCGCAAUUCCCUGAGGAGCUGUGCAAGGGUCGUUUCCCAUGCAUUGUCUUGCCUUCUCUGGGAGCCCGUUGGCGUUGGGGAAAGCAUGCACUGGGCUACCUGUUUGCUCCAUGUAUGUGUGUGUGUGCACAUGUGGUGGGCCCCUUUGCUCAUCACAGCUCUCGAGAGGCGUGCAAGCCUAUAAAGAACUGGGUGCACCUAUUUGUACAUGACCGUACAUGGUUUCCCCCACACCUGUAUGCAAAAGGCAUUUGUGAAAGGCCCCACACCUGCAUGUCCGCUGUGCCCCACACGGGCCACGAGAGCACGUUGCAGCCCAAGCAAUUCAGGAUGUGUAAAAUGCUCCUCAUUUAAUCCUUAAGUGAGGAGAAGGUGCGGCAAAAUUGAAUGCAAUAUAAAUUUAUUGUAUACGCAUUUAUUUCGAGGGCAUUCCCCCCAAAUCUUAAAUGGGAUACAUCCAUGUGAUUGGCAUAGAUUUCCUGCCACAAUACAGGCACAUUUGCUAGCACAGUGCCCACUUCCAGUGUUCUAAGUGACCACAGGGAAGUAAAAAAAGACCUAGGAAAAUGUGCUACUGCACUAAGUAUUUGCUCAGAUUAGCAGUUGCGAACCAGCUAAAUGGACAGCAAUCUCAGAGGUGGAAAUCACAAAAUGAAGGGGCAUCCAGAAAGGCAUUAAACACCAGGGGACGUUUGUGCCAUAAAGUGAGACUGACAUAUGAAAGGUGUAACAGAAACAGUAUUGAUCUGGCUCCUGGGAUACACGGCAGUUCAGCAUGGGCGAUUUCAGCUGUCAUGACCGACAGCACCCCUGCUGAAAGACACUGGACAGCCACCCGAGUGGGAUGGUGUACCGUGGCGUCCUGCAACAGCAGGGGCCUGGACCCGAUGGCCUUCAUGGCCCUGGCCAGCUCUGCUAUUCUAUGAUUCUGCGUGAGCCAUUCUGCAUACACAGCCCCUGAUUAGAGGUUGUUUUGUCAUCCAGGCCUGGCCCUCAGGAAUUAUGUGAUGGCUAAACCACCCUAGGCAUUUUUGAACCCUGGCAAUACCCUGGAGCACCAGGUUCAAUUGACAUGACAAGUCCCUAAAGAGAGUGGCAUGUCCAAAAUGGCACCUGGCAUAUGCUGAGGCUCCUUGAGGGUCGUUUAAUCCCAGAUGCCUGUCGUGUCAUUUGAGCUGGCCUACUUUGAAGAAGAGGCAUUUUAAACAGGAGCUGCUGAUUUUGAUAUCCUCUAACUAUAAAAAGUAGUAGAAACAUGUAAAAGGCCAGACAACUAUUACACAUGAAAAUAUUAGAACUACUAGCACUUUAAAUAUUUUACAGUUCAGGUAGUCUGUUAACUUUUGACACCAACUCACUGCACUCUUUGUCUUUUUUUCUAAAAAAAAAUUCACCACCUUAGAGAUUUUGCCAUUAUUGAACAAGAUAAUUCUGAAUGCCCAGUUUUAACGCUUGUAGCUUAUCUAUAAUUGGCGCAGCAUAGCAAAAUUAAACAUUUAAUUUUUCAAGAAGUGCCCCAUUUACUCAGUACAUUUGUUGCCAUUGGCAGAGCACAACUUUUGUAGUGAUAGCACUUUCCAGAGCACAGUUAAUUUAAAUAACUGUCCGUCCACAUUCUGAGAAGUAAUACAUUUCAGGGCAUAUUUUGUUCACCGCAGUUCUCAUUUUCUCCAAUGCCUCAACACAGUCUUGCAUAGUGAGACCUGUUCCAGUGGGGGUGCGUUGGGGUGGAAACACUAAUACAGUGCCAACAAUGCAAAUGGUACUUUUACGGAGCAAGAGAAAGAAGACACCUCUCUCCCCUGAGGAGCUGAUGGUCUAAACUCUGGGAUCUGAAUACCCCUUCUCCAAGGGGAUGGACUAUAGGUCAGUAGAAAAGCAUCUGCUUUGCAUGUCGAGGGUUCCAGUGCAAGAGGGGCAGGUUGCAGCUGACAGAGAAGAGCCUCUGGAGAGCUGCAUCCAGGCAGAGUAAGCACAGACGGGGGUUCACACUGCAGCCCAUCAUAGGUGGUGGUAUGUGCCAUGUGCCAGUGGGCAUUUUAAAUAUUCAACCCUCUAUGGGACGCAUGGGCUGUCAUGUCAUUCAGACCCAAGUAGCAGGCAUUGUGUGCGAGUUAAACACUCCUCAAAUAACUCAUCAUCUUGUCUAGCCCCAGCAUCGAGCUGUCUGGGUAAAGGCUGGGUCCAGGAGGCCUUUUCCCUAGCGGGAAGGUGCCGCUGGUGGAGUUGUUCUUUGUUCUUUCCUCCUGUAGCUUUGCAGAAGAGAUGAGCGGGUGCUCCAGGCAGAGGGCUGCAGGAGAGGAGAGGGCAUGGAAGACCUGUGCCCCCAGUAGCGCCUUUCCCUAUAAGCCAUGAAGCUGCUCAGUCCAGCCCAAAUACUCUGAUCUGGUGUGCUCCUGUGGUGGUGAGUGCUAGAUAACGAAGAGAUGAUGGGCAGUUGCGCAAAGGAAAUAAGAGCACUUCGAAAAGAACAGCCAAAUGAAACAAUAGUAGAUAGAGGAUGAUAGGAACUUAACUUUGUAGCACUGCUAUAAAUGUGUAAUAUCAAGCUGUAUCACUGAUGAACUUAUUUCUGAGCCCUCUUAAGUUUGACUCAGUAGUUCUUCUCUGUGUUAAGCUGCUUAAUGCAUACUGGACCAAUGCACUAGAAAAUAAUUAGCCGCUUACUGGUACUUUGAUGUGCGCCAGCAUUUGCCCAGCCAGCAGAAGAACAAUAUUCUUUGUUCUUGCUCUUUUUAAAGGCCCAGCAUUGGCCUAAAGUGAUAUGCUCACUGCCAGCCCAUCUGCUAUUCCUCUUUUUUGACAAAAGCAAGAGUUUCUUAGUUAUAUAAACCAUCCAGCCCUUUAACAAAGCAGCAGGACAGCACAUUAACAAGGUGCUAUUAGGACUUGUACCUAAAACAUAUUCACACAGAAAACAUAUUUAAACACACCCGCAGCAUGUAUUCCUUAACCAAAACCAGUUUUAGACAUCUGCAUGUCUGCUGAAAAAUAUUUAAAUGAUGCCAGUACAAACUCACCGAUUCCUGUAAGAGUUGGCUCAAAAUAGCUGUACUCCUGUUUCUAACUUAAGGAGUGAUGCAUGCUUAACUUGAUUUCAUGAAAUAAAGACUUAACACACUCAGGAACCUUCGACUUAGACUUCUGUUCAGUCAUCUGUGGAAUCAUAUUGGCUGAGAGUUAAUCAGGAUUUUAGGAACCAUUCGUUCACAGAAGAGAGAUCUGCUCCAGUGUUUAGAACCAUUUAUGCAAGGCAAAAUUGUAGGAACACCAACCAUCAAAGAUGGCCCACACUGAAGUGCACUGGUUAUUUGGCUGCCUGGCUGGCUUGUUUGUGCAUAGGGGCAUCCAUAAGUGCUCUCUUGCACUCUUCCCGCCACUCAGCAGCCUCAGCAGCCUCCUGCAAGCAGAGCUGUGGUCACAGAACAUGGCUGCUGUCUGGAAGGGACUAGCCCAAAUGGGUCUUCAGCAUCACUUGCGUUUCACCUGAUUAUUUCUGUCUACUUAUGAAAUACAAGUGAGUCUUUUUCGGCCAAACUCAACACAGGUACACUAAUAUAGUAAGGGGAAAGUACUCACACAGUACUUUCAUUGAGGAUUCAUUCCCACCAAAGAUUUUGAGAAAAAAUAAUGAUAUGAUUUGUUACCUAUGUUGUCUCACUCAUUGGAAUUAUAUAAUUGUCACAGCUUUUUUGUAUCUCUUUGCAUCAUGUGUGUUGCACAAACAGCAACAACAACAAUGGUAGCUAUGUUCUGCUCAACCAAAAAAAGUUUGUUUGCAAUACACUAGAAUGCAAAAUCUGGUAAUUAAAAUCUCCUUGAAAUUCAUAACCAUAAAAUCUAUUUGAAACACUUAAAGUAAAUUGACAGUGAUUUAGCACUGAUAAGAAUGACCAUAUAAUCAACUGAUAUCUGUGCCAGGAAAACUUGGCAUUUAUACAGCCUUACAGUGAAUAAGCAAGCAUGCACUUAAAAACCCUCCUAUUGAUACAACAAUCUGCAGUGGGAGGGAGCACAUAUAGAUGUUCUUAUAUUUGUAUUGCAGUUUUGGGAUUAGGAACAAUGGAUUACUUUUCUCAGUUCUGCUAAUGACUCCCCUUGUGGCCUUGGGCAAGGUACUGAACCCUUCUGCCUCAGUUUUCCCAUCUGUAAAAUGGGGAUAAUAAUAUUAAUAUGCCUCACAGCCUGUUGUGAGAGCUGUUUAGUUGUUGUUCCUUGUGCACUUCUAAUACGAAAACCCUAUAAAAAUAUUACACUUUUUAAUAUGAAAUCAGUUGAUUCAAUUUACACGGUUUGAUGAAUAUGUUGUGCUGUUUGUACUUUUUAUACGACUUUACUAGCACUUCUGGGGGGAAAAUACCAAACUUAAUGUCUUACAGGAUCUGAAGUACAGCUUAGUUCCUGCCAAGCAAAAUGCUGCUUUUGCAAAAUCAUGUAGACAGUUUUCCUACAAGCAAAAUUCAAACUGUGCAUAAAUAGAAAUCUUUGCAUCAUUGAUUCCUGAAGGAGUAUUUUUUUCCAGUUAAGGAAAUGUGAUACCAUAGGUAUUUACUAGCAAUGUUCCAUAAAGCACUGGAAGUGCGGCAGACCCCAGUGUGGGGGCGGGAUUCCUUUUGAAAACAAGGAACAAAUAUCUCUCUGCUGGUAAUUUAGGUUGGCCCCACAACUGAUCAUUGUGAUUAUUCAUAAAAAAGCAAUUUUAUUUCUAUCAGUGGCUCACCUGAGGAGAAGCAUAGGAAAGGGUGUUCCAAUCUUGCGUCAAGCAGCAGCUCGAGCAUAUUGGGAGUUUUGUACCGAAUCUCAUUUUUAAACUCAUAAAUUCCACCGGGAAUUUCUCCUAUGCAAAUCCCAUUCCGCAAAAGCACACAGACAUCCGCCCCUCUCCAGUGCCCUUGAGUACUUCCAGUGCAAAGCAGGUCUUCCCACUCACUUCUUGGUAUUUCCACAGUUUUCCCUUCCAUCAGUGUGAAACAGGAAGCCCUUGCGGAGGGGCGGGAACUCUGCAUGCUCCACCUGAGCACCUGCAGGUCUGCCUGCGCCCAUCGGAAAUGUUGGGGUCAGGAUCACAGGGGUUCCUUUUAAGCAACCCCAAAUUCCCUCACAGUCAGCUGGCCUGCACAUGCUUGACUGCUAUACAAGGUAUUAAGCCUAGGAAUCUUCAAGCUGUACCUUUCUUUCCACUUCCUAGAUUAAUACAAACCAAUCUAACAUGAUGAAAUGUGAUUUUGUUCCCCACUAUGGUCAGAUGCAGUCCCUAAAUAUUGACUUUCCGGCAUGUAGUAAUGAGACCUAUCGCUUCAUGGUUUUUUCGGUAGUAACCUAUUUCUUUUCCUUUUUCUUUUUUCCCUUCUUUUUUUUCUAUUGUUAAAGGUCAGAGUCAAUAAAUCUUACAUUUUAUAUAUGAUGCCACUUUAAGGAGCAACAUUUCUAUAAGAAACAGAGGGAAAUGUUUUCUAAUUAUUUAACUGUAAGGUACAGAAAUGGAGAGGCCAUUCAUUUGCAGGGGGAAGUCUAAAAAAUAGACAAGAUUAAUGUACAAAUUGUUGCAUUUUUCCUUAAUCUUAACAAUUAUUCUUUGUUUGCAUGACAUUUUUGUUAAAUAUUAAUGAUAGUUUGAAAACAAGUGAAUAUGAAUAAAAAUACUGUUAAGUA